Molecule: messenger RNA, 1510 nt
Organism: Lepisosteus oculatus (spotted gar)
Lineage: Eukaryota; Metazoa; Chordata; Actinopteri; Semionotiformes; Lepisosteidae
Gene: cdkn2
Product: cyclin-dependent kinase inhibitor 2A/B (p15, inhibits CDK4)
Biological process (GO): negative regulation of cell population proliferation; regulation of cyclin-dependent protein serine/threonine kinase activity; regulation of G1/S transition of mitotic cell cycle
Cellular component (GO): cytoplasm; nucleus
Molecular function (GO): cyclin-dependent protein serine/threonine kinase inhibitor activity; protein kinase binding
Source: RefSeq, a predicted model, not a curated record
GCAGUUCUCGUCUGCAGUUCAGACAAGACAAGUCAGAACAAAUACCCCUUAACUCCAAGGCGACACUACAAGAAAUCCCGAUUUGACGGUGCCAGUUUCAUGGCAAAUGAUCCGUAGACCUGACCCUAGCAGAGACGGAAAUACUGGACGUUCAUGCGGGAUUUGCUUCAGGCGUUUUUACAUCGCGAUGCACUUUGCGAAACUACGACCUGUCAAAUGAAGUAUCAGUUUUAGUACCGGUUCUGGGAAAAAGGACUUGCGCGAUUUCUUUUUUUUGUUCACCAUGAGCUCUGGAGAUAUCUUGUCAUCUGCCGCAGCCACUGGCAACAUUAUUCUGGUCGAACAAUUACUGAAAGACGGCAUCGAUCCCAAUGAUGUUAACGCCUUCAGUCGGACCCCUCUUCAGGUUAUGAUGAUGGGGAACCCGAUAGUGGCGGAGCUGCUGCUGUCCCACGGAGCGGACCCGAACGUCUCCGACUGCAGCACGUUCAGCACGCCGCUGCACGACGCGGCCAGGGAGGGCUUCCUGUGCACGGUCAAGGUGUUAGUCCAGUACAACGCCGACAGAAACGUGAAGGAUAACAACAGCCGGCUACCCAUUGAUCUUGCCAGGGAAAAUGGACACGGGGACGUCGUAGCGUUUCUAGAGCUGUAAAUGUCACGAUCACUUACAUUUAAUUUAUGAUUUAAGGUUUUAGAAAACAAAACUGCAAAGAAGCGUCGAAGUAUUGUUUUAUGUAUGAUUAUAAGAUUACAGUAUAUUUUAUACGCUAUGGUAUGGUUUUUUCUCUCUCGUUUAAAAAAAGAUCUAUGGACCUCCGCACAGUCCAGAGUUUUUAAAAUGUGUUCUAAUGUUUUCAAGGCAAUUUCUUACUCUAUACCAAGUGUAUGUUGGAUUGAUUUCUUGAAGUGCACGGAUUGUUCGAUUAUUUUAGCUACUGUACCUUGAAAGGCUUUAGAAUCCCUGUGAGCCCGCUACUCCAGUAAUGAAGAUAGUUAAGUUUGUAUUUUACAUAUAUUGCACUUUAAAAUAUUUAUAUAUUAAAUUAUGUUCCAAAUACAGUAGUUAUCAUUCAGAAGACGUGGAUAGUUUUCAAAGUAGGAACUAAAAAAUAGCGUUUCAAAGUUUGUUUUUAUGCGUUGAUAUGAAAUAUAUUGUAAACUGCUGGAGCCGACUUACACUGAUGGAAAAAAGAAAAAUGAAAUAGCAUUUAACAAAAUAAGCUUUGGCUUGCUCCAAGACGCAUUGUAAAACCAUUCGAUUGUUUUGUUUUAUAAAUAUUCAAAUUUGAAAUUGCAAGUUGUUUAGAAUUCACGUUUUGUGUGUGUGAAGAAAUUGUGCUGUGUAAAGUAAUAUAAAAACUGUCUGUGGUCAUUUUUAGAGGUUUCGGAAUACUAGGUGUUUCCGUUUUGUGCAAUUUCCAACAUAUUUCAACAAUGUAUAUUUAAUAUUUCAUCAUUAUUAAAUAAUUUGAUAUUUAUAUGAAAAUAAAAUAGUGAUAAGAAUCGA